Molecule: messenger RNA, 2059 nt
Organism: Drosophila ficusphila
Lineage: Eukaryota; Metazoa; Arthropoda; Insecta; Diptera; Drosophilidae
Gene: Sply
Product: sphingosine-1-phosphate lyase
Exons: 6
Coding region: 127-1764 (545 amino acids)
Biological process (GO): sphingolipid catabolic process; carboxylic acid metabolic process
Cellular component (GO): endoplasmic reticulum
Molecular function (GO): sphinganine-1-phosphate aldolase activity; pyridoxal phosphate binding
Source: RefSeq, a predicted model, not a curated record
GACCAACAGUUGGCGAACGGCCACACUAAGCCGCAAUGAGUUUGUACGAUUAAGAAAGUUUUAGUUAAUUCGCGUUAUUCAAAGCUUCACUGUUUUAUAGCUGUACCGCUGUACAGCUCCCGCAAGAUGCGUCCAUUCUCCGGCAGCGAUUGCCUGAAACCCGUCGCCGAGGGCAUCAAUCGCGCCUUUGGCGCCAAGGAGCCCUGGCAGGUGGCCACCAUUACGGCUACCACGGUUCUAGGAGGAGUAUGGCUCUGGACAGUUAUCUGCCAGGAUGAAAGUCUUUACAUCCGCGGAAAGCGUCAGUUCUUCAAGUACGCCAAAAAGAUCCCCGCCGUGCGUCGCCAAGUGGAGGCUGAGUUGACCAAGGCCAAGAACGAUUUCGAGGCGGAGAUCAAGAAGAGCAAUGCCCAUCUGACCUACUCGGAAGUUCUGCCUGAGAAGGGCCUCAGCAAGGAGGAGAUCCUCCGACUGGUGGACGAGCACCUCAUGGCCGGUCACUACGACUGGCGGGAUGGUCGUGUAUCCGGCGCAGUCUACGGCUACAAGCCCGAGCUAGUCGAGCUCGUCACUGAGGUGUACGGCAAAGCAUCCUACACGAACCCCCUGCACGCCGAUCUCUUCCCGGGCGUCUGCAAAAUGGAGGCGGAGGUGGUGCGCAUGGCGUGCAACCUCUUCCACGGAAACUCCGCCAGUUGUGGCACCAUGACCACCGGCGGCACAGAGUCCAUUGUGAUGGCCAUGAAGGCGUACAGGGACUACGCAAGGGAGCACAAGGGCAUCACCAGGCCGAACAUCGUGGUGCCCAAGACGGUGCACGCCGCCUUCGACAAGGGUGGUCAGUACUUCAACAUCCAUGUGCGCUCUGUGGACGUCGAUCCGGAGACCUACGAAGUGGACAUCAAGAAAUUCAAGCGUGCCAUCAACAGUAACACUAUUCUGUUGGUUGGCUCUGCACCAAACUUCCCCUACGGAACCAUCGACGACAUCGAAGCCAUCGCCGCUCUGGGCGUGAAGUACGACAUUCCCGUGCACGUGGACGCCUGCCUGGGCAGCUUUGUGGUGGCCCUGAUCCGCAACGCCGGCUACAAACUGCGGCCCUUCGACUUCGCGGUCAAGGGAGUGACUAGUAUCUCCGCCGACACCCACAAAUACGGAUUCGCACCGAAGGGAUCGUCGGUGAUCCUUUACUCUGACAAGAAGUUCAAGGACCAUCAGUUCACCGUCACCACCGACUGGCCUGGUGGUGUGUACGGAUCGCCCACCGUUAAUGGAUCCCGUGCUGGAGGCAUCAUUGCCGCCUGCUGGGCCACCAUGAUGAGCUUCGGCUACGACGGUUAUCUGGAGGCCACCAAGCGCAUUGUGGAUACGGCUCGUUAUAUUGAAGGGGGGGUUCGCGACAUCGAUGGUCUCUUUGUGUUUGGCAAGCCAGCAACUUCAGUGAUUGCUCUGGGCUCCAAUGUGUUCGACAUUUUCCGGCUCUCCGACUCGCUGUGCAAACUGGGCUGGAACCUGAAUGCCCUGCAGUUCCCCUCCGGCAUCCACAUCUGCGUGACGGAUAUGCACACUCAGCCCGGAGUGGCGGAUAAGUUCAUUGCCGAUGUGCGCAGCUGCACGGCGGAGAUCAUGAAGGAUCCCGGACAGCCCGUGGUCGGAAAGAUGGCUCUCUAUGGCAUGGCCCAGAGCAUACCCGAUCGCUCAGUGAUCGGAGAAGUGACCCGCCUCUUCCUGCACUCCAUGUACUACACGCCCAGCCAGAAAUAGACCCUGAAGAGAUCCACAUACUCUUUCUCCCACCCCACGGAGCUAUGCAUUUCCUGUGCCGUAUUCAAAACCACCAAAACUCCCUGUUAUUGAGCCUUCCUCAAGCAAUAUAUUCUAGCCUGCAAUUAGUGCUGUAAUCGAGGGUACAAAACGUCGUUCUAGCGAAAACUAUUUAGAUGCAUCCCAACUGUCAACAUUCGUCGCUCCUGGAGCAGUGUUAUUGAAAUGUGUUUUUCUGUGUAUCUUGCUAGUGAAAUAAUUAAAUAAUAUAAAUAAAUUUUCAUAUACUCAAAAA